AUGGAACUAGUAAAUGUGACACAAUUGGGACAAACUCGACGAUCGGGUAUUGCUACCCUCUUAGGAGUGACGACAAUUGUAGAAAGUGCUGCAGAAACAAUUAUGCUCGAAACAAAAAGAAGCUUAUCGGCAAAUGAUUUACAAGAUGAAUGCGAACGGAUGUAUGUCACAUUAUACAGAUUAUUACGGAAAUAUUUAAAACUUCGAGAAAUACUUAAAGAAUUGAAUUCAAAUUACCAUUCUUCACGCUUUUUACCCAUCGUUCCACGAUAUAGUUUGUUAAAAUCUAUGAUAAAAAACGUAAUCAGAGAACCAACAUUUGCUGAGAUAUAUCAUGAGCCAGAUAUAUAA
Loa loa (African eye worm) is the source of this 351-nucleotide messenger RNA. RefSeq lists its product as hypothetical. The coding region runs from base 1 to 351 and encodes 116 amino acids. The record is from RefSeq and is a predicted model, not a curated record. Lineage: Eukaryota; Metazoa; Nematoda; Chromadorea; Rhabditida; Onchocercidae. The transcript is spliced from 2 exons.